UGUGUGUGUGUGUGUGCUGAAUCGUGCCGCCCUCAGGUCCAACGUGGUGAGGCUCAGCAUGAAGUUGCGGCGGUGUUGUACGUACCACCUGUGGGCCACGUUCUGCCCUACGGUCCUGUUGCACAUCGUGGGGUACGGUACGAUGACAGUGCCCGCGGAGGACUUGCAGAGCCGCGUGAUGCUGAGUCUCCUGGCCUUGCUGACGCUGGUGUCGCUGUACUCAGACACGCUGGCGACCCUCCCGUCCUGCUCGUACCUCCGCCUGCUUGAUCUGUGGCUUCUCUUCAGCGUCGCUUUCCCCGCCGCUGUCAUCGCAGUGCACAUGGCCUCCAGUGGGCCUGACAAAAUCACGGCCAGUCUUGUCCUGCGCCGGGGAAGAGUUCUCCUGGGUGUUCUCUACAGUCUCUUCGUCUGUAUCUACCUCAUUAUUCUCUACGCCACUAGCUGACUCACCAGGCUUUGACGCAGUGUAGAAACUUACAUCCACACUCACAUCUAGAACUAUAUUCUGAGUUUAUUUUCCGCACAAUGACUACUUCCCAGAGGUUCUAAUUGAAGUGUCAUGGGUUGUUAAGGAUGUUGCGUCGCCUUCGUUUUUCUCCACUCCACACAUUGAUUGGCCUAACACUGACACGAUAGAGAGCGGCCAUGUAGAAAAGAAGUCAAAUAGUCAAGUUAUCUCGUAUGGAUGCCUUUCCUCUCUCUCUCUCUCUCUCUCUCUCUCUCUCUCUCUC
Messenger RNA from Portunus trituberculatus (swimming crab), 734 nucleotides. RefSeq names its product ligand-gated ion channel 50-like. The record is from RefSeq and is a predicted model, not a curated record. The coding region runs from base 59 to 448 and encodes 129 amino acids. NCBI's taxonomy places the organism in Eukaryota, Metazoa, Arthropoda, Malacostraca, Decapoda, Portunidae. Gene Ontology annotation, cellular component: membrane. Gene Ontology annotation, biological process: monoatomic ion transport. The transcript has 2 exons.